AUGAACGACAUACGUCAGAGACACAGAGCAAAAUGCCUCGAGUUCUUCAAAGCCCGCUAUAAACAGCGUAUCCACUACUAUGAUCUCAUUCCAUAUGAGAUGCCCACCAAACGUGCCCAUAACAUCGACCCUCUUUUGCCAUAUCUACUAAAUGACAAGUCGUUCUACCAAGCAAGACUCUAUGCCUCUGACACUUCGCAAGAUUUUGAAAUGGCAAGAGCGCUAUGGGAAGCUGAGGGCAUGAACCCCGGUGACUACACAGGCCUCCUGGAAUUUGUAUCAAAUCCAAGAAGCGCAUUUUGGGCAAUAUACCAUGAUGAGGCAUUUAACACAACACACAUUCGCUACCACAAAGAAAUGAGUCUUGUUGAACUAUUGGUUGCACUCAGCAGAUGGCCCAAACGAGAUCAAGAUCUAGCGCAUCGCACUAUCGCAACUACGAUGGAGACCUACAUGCAUUACCUUUUGGGACACCAUUAUGGAGCAUUCUGGACUUUGAAGCCAAUGAAACAGAACAAUCACAUGUACCCUCUUGAAUUCGGUCUCAUGGUCUACAUUGAAGAACAAUGGAAGAAUAUUGCAUGGGUCUACCUAGACUGUGCAGUCCCUGCGAUUCCAAACUUGGAUAUAUUAGGAGAUGUAGAAUCAUCGCUGUUGGAUCGCAUAGAGAAAGAUCAAGUCUUUGGCCGAAGUGAGAGCAGAGAAACGCCUCGUUCCGUUCACGUCCUUUUCUCGUCUGCCGGCACCGGUAAAACACGACAGAUAUUUGAAUUAUUGCAAAAGCAGUGGGGAUUUUAUCUUCUUGCCCCAAAUCUGGCCCCAAAAGCGGAACUAUCAAGGACUGAUGGAUCAUCCAGAGAUGAUUCCAGAGUGGAUUUCCAAAAACAUCAAUGUCUUCCGGCCUCUUAUCGUCGCGCGUGUUGCUCUUCUUUACGAAUUUUUGCGUACCCUUCUCCAACACCAAGACAAUGGCUCUGGCUGCAGAUAUCCUGUGACAACUGCGAUCCGUUCGAUGCCUUGUAUAGACUUUUCAGGCUGUCGGCAGACCGAUACCUAUGGUGGGAUGAAUAUGUCUACGUUUGGGCAGAAAUACCGGCCUUCAUCGUACACAAAUGCUACAGCUUUCUCAGUAAACAUUCCGACCAGUUGUUUAAAGGCUCGUUGUAUCACUGUUUCGAUGAAGCACAACUUACUUUCGACGAUCCUCAGUCUUCCUCGAUGCUCAGUCACUUCUAUGCAACACUCACAUUAAUGUAUGUUGUACCAUUGGCUGGCCCUAACACGGAAGAACUCGGUGAUGAUCAUAUGGAAGAUCAGGAGAGUGAUACAAGAUCAUUGCAAACCAGUGAUGCGAUGCCAUAUAUAGACCCUAUCCUGGUGAUCUCGGGAACAUCACUUCGCCUGGAAGUACUUAAAGAAAAGCUUGCCACCUACUCUUCAGACGCAUGGGUUGAGGGCGGAGAAGCAAUGAAGAAAUGGGACAGUAAUCGCAUUGACGAUACAUUUCAACUAAUUGCAUCUGACGCAGACUUUUGGGCGCUCUACGAGAAACAUACGACUGAUAUCCUCAAAGAAUUCAGAACCUUCCGAGGUGUAAAGGAAACUGUAACUUGGUCAAGCUUACCCCUUUUGAGCCGCAGUGGUCGCCCUUUGCCGUUUGAGUCAUCUGAGGUUGAUUUCGAUUCAAUUGAGGCAUGGGCACGGAGACCAUUGGGGGUUCCUACGAUGCAAGAGUUUCUGGUCCUGGUCAUGCAGGCUCAUUGCUUGAUGGAGAGCGACAAGAUUUCCACUGAUAUCCCACGAGUGCAGCUAGAAGAGCUUCUUGAGAAUCGAGAUUCAGAAGCUGUUGCUUCGCUUGUUACUCUGAGUCUCGUCCAACUCCUCAAGGCCGAUACAGUACCAGGAGCAGAUAGUUUGGGUCUUUCAUUGCUAGAAUUACUGGCCGAGCAUGGGAAUAUUGCUAUAGAGGAAAUGUCUUCCAUCAUGCAGAACAUAUUUUCGCGAGUGGCAACUCCCAAUACAUCGCUGAGUGGAAUAGCAGCGACUUUACACAUUGGUCUGAGAAACCUGCACGUCCGAAAUAUGAUCAAGUUGCACAGUAUUGGUCAGCGUGGACGAUAUCGAUGGUCAACGGUCUACAUUGAGGAGUUGAUGAUGCUUUAUCCGCGUUUGACCGCCCCAGGAUCGACUCUUUCAGAAAUACAAAUGAUCAUCGAGGAGGCAGAAAGCAGAACGAUAGCAGCAGUCAUCGAUGCUCUCAAAGCUCAAAUUCGCAAAAUGAAAUCAGCUGGGAAGGAACAAUUAGUUCAAGAGUUGUUUCGUGCUGGAAUCAGAGCAGAGAUGAUGAGCUCCCCUUCCAUCUUUGUCAAACCGAACUUUGCACAGUUAGUGACCUACGGAUUUGCAUUAGUCCAGAAAGACGGAGACAUCAUAAGGUAUACAUUUUCCGAGCCGAUAGCUGUUCGAGCGGUGAUGGAAUAUCUUCGAACGGAAGGGGGAGACGACUAUCAAGAUCUCAUGUUGGAAUGGCUUGUCCAUACCCAAGAUGAUUAUGAAGUUCGAGCAAUGCUUGGUAAGGCUACCGAGUGGUUCGUUGCAAUGGCAAGACAUCCCAGCAUCAAAUCAUUCGACCGUUUACUCCGACGUCAACUCUUUGAUCAAGCUGGCCAACCAAGUCUCCUGGAAAGGUCCUCCCAUCGAGAAACCUUAUUGAAAUAUCUGUCAGAAUCUAUUGCCAUCGAUUCGAACACCCAGCAGAUGUUCAAGCUGAGCUCCGUGAUAAGGAUAAGCGACUUUUCGCUGCCUGAAUCGCAGAAAGCCUUCAGGUAUGAAACACCAGGUACGAUCUGGGACUGGUUGAAACAACAACGAUCAGGUGACCAAGUAUCUACACCUACCUUCAUGUUUCCCAAUAUAAACGCCGGUCCAGAUCUGGUGUUUUUACUGCAGAAGCAGUUGAUGGACUCUGCAACGCACAGCGUGCGUCAAACGAGACCUAUCGGCCAAGUAAAUAAGUUUGUCAUUAUAUCUCAGAUCAAGACUGGCCGAGGAGCCCGCUUUGAGGAUGCGAUGGAAACGUUGUUAGAUUGCAACUGGCAUAAGAAUCUGAAGAGUGCUACGCGAGAAGCUGAAGCCAGAGAGCUUCAACACUGGGGAGACACUCCAUUUAUAUUACUACUCGUGUGCACAGGAAUUACUGUCAGGCAGACGAGAUUGCAAAGCUGGAUCCGGAAGAAUUACAAUCGCAUCAAGGCAAACCACUUUAUCUGCGUUUUAGAUAAGAGUGUGGCUAGCAGCAUCUGGGGAAGUGACUUUGCGGCUCUGGCUGAUGCUAUAAGGAGACAAGAUUCGCAGAAGGGCAGAGGCUGGGAGCAACAGAUUAGAAAACACAACUAG
Molecule: messenger RNA, 3396 nt
Organism: Fusarium fujikuroi IMI 58289
Lineage: Eukaryota; Fungi; Ascomycota; Sordariomycetes; Hypocreales; Nectriaceae
Source: RefSeq, a predicted model, not a curated record